Messenger RNA from Chilo suppressalis (striped riceborer), 1975 nucleotides. NCBI's taxonomy places the organism in Eukaryota, Metazoa, Arthropoda, Insecta, Lepidoptera, Crambidae. The record is from the annotation of a GenBank genome assembly.
AAAAAAUUACGUCAGAUUUACUGCUCUCUGCUCUGCUCCUGUAUUGACAGUUGUAUUAUCUAUGAUCACUGUAUUAAAAGUCUAUUGCUGAUUGCUGCAGUAUUUUUAAUAGUAUUUAUUUUAUAAACAGUUUUAUUUGUACAUUGUGAUUUAUGCACGAAUAUAAAUUAAUAUGUCUGUCACCAGAAAGUUUUUUAGUUAUAACGACGGUGCAGAGGCAGGAGCGUUCUACAAAGAUCAUGAGCAGCAGUAUACGCUUACUCCUUUCAUAGUUACGUUUUGUGAAGAUACCCUUGCUGAUAUAGAUGUACAAAACUUCUUAGAAGCAGGACUCAAGAUUAUAAGGUUCAGGAUGACUCACAAUAUAAACGAAAAAGUAGUAAUGCACGAAAUGUUAAAAUCUGCCAUAGAACUUUGCUGCCUGAAAUAUGAAGUCUCCGCUUGGCCAGUGGCCACCAUGAUUGAUUUGCCAAAUGCACUUGUGCGAACAGGUUAUAUAAAAGAGGAAUUAAACACUUCAGCUUUACACUUCAAAAAAGGCCAUGUUGUAGAAAUCACUUGUGACGACAAGUACUGGAAUAAAUGUGACUUAAGUCGAAUUUAUAUAGAUGACCCACAAAUGAUGGAUAUGAUCAAGCCUAAACAAGAAAUAUGUAUACCCGUGGCAUCAUUGAAUUUAAUAUGCACCGAAAUAAUCAAUAAACAAACUAUAAAGUGUGAAAUAAUAUCGAAUGGUCGUGUAGCAAAUUACCAAGUAGUUUGUUUCCGCGGCCUAAGAUUGAAAAGACCACCAUUAACUAACCAAGACUUGAACCUGCUUAAUUAUGCUAAAGAAAAUGAGGCAACUGAUGGUAUUGUGCUAGCUAGAGAAUACAUAUCUGAAUCAAUAUUAAAUAUAAAUCAAAUGCAAGCUAUACAGCUAAGUAUAUGUGCAAAGUGCAAGCGGGUUGGUAAGCCCAUCUUUAUCUCGGGAGACAUCUUCGAUGAGACAGUUACGAGUGGCGGCUUAUCAUACAAUGAAGUCGAUGACGUAACGAAUAUUAUUUUACAAGGAGCUGGACUUAUGUUCCGCAGUACUCACAGUCCCGCAAAUGUUUUAAAGAGCUUAUAUCUUCUUAAUUACAUAAGCAGCACCGUUGAGCAAUAUAUAGAGGAAUAUCACUGGAGAUUAAUCAUGGAGUUAAAGCCUCCUGUAAAUGCCGCCGAAGCCGCAGUUAUUGCCUGCGCAAUCGCUGCUCGCCAAAUCAAUGCCACGGUGAUCAUCGUUUUGACCAAGACGGGCAAAACGGUUAAGCAACUCUCCCGUAUAACACCAAAGUCCUUCAUCGUAGCUGUGGCCACAGAUGUCAGCAUUGUCGAGCAGCUGUACCUGUUUCACGGCGUCAUACCAAUUAUAUAUGAUAGGAAAGAAAAAGAAGAUUGGUAUAUGGGUAUAAAAAGGCGAAUCGAAUUUGCUGUAGAACACUGCGUAAAUCACGAACUUCUAAAGCACCAUCAACCUUACGCUGUACUACGUAAGGCAUCUCCAGAAAGCGCAUACUGCGACCAAUUCAGCCUGUAUACAGUAAAACGCAAAUUCUAAGAAAAACCAGUUAGUUUUAUAAGCUGUAGCUGAUAUUGUAUUAUUCUCCUAUAAUCAUUCUUUUAUAUUCUUUUAUAAUGUUACUUUAUGACGAAAGUUAUUUACAGACACUGUGUUCCUUAGAAUUUAGAAACACAUUCCUGUUAUGUCAUUUACAAAAAAUCAGGUGAAUAUUUCCAGAUAUCUACCUAUCUAUUCCAGGUCAAAAUUGAGGUUGCAAUGAAAUGUACUCCUUGACAAAAAAUAUGUUGAUAAGUAACAAAAAAAAGAUGUUCGACGACAGUAAUAUUUUUAUUUCAUUUUUUUUAUAUGUAUUUUCUAUUUGUUAUUCAUACAGACCUUUAUCAGUAGUUUUUAGAAUACAUAAUUUAUGUUAUAAUAAAAUUAUUUGGU